GGACUUCCGCCAUUUUGCUUGUUUGUUGAAGGAUAUUGUAAACAAACUAUGUCAGACCAGAUGGUUGACCCUAAUGAGCCAUCAGCGUACAUUGCAAAUGCUGAUGGUACAUACACAGCCAUACCGUUCAGUCAGACUGAAGAUGGGCAAGUGGUAUUGCAACUAAAUGAGAUGGGUUUGUCCAAUGAAGGUGAAGAAAUGGUUCUAAUUGCUGCUGAUGACACAGCAACAUUGGAAAGUCUGAUUGCUUCGGGUGCUGUUACAGCUAUUGCUGCUGAGAAUGGAACAGAGUAUCUACAGUUCACAGAUCCUGGUAUGGAAGGGGCUCAGGUCAUCGAGUUACCAGCAGAUCAAAUGCAACUUUGGGAUCCGAAUUCUAAAGCAUACUAUGAUGCAUCAGGUAUAGGACCUGGUUUCGUUGCUUUAACAGGGCAAUCUAGUGGUGUCACUUACCGUUGUCCAUCUUGUCCAGCUAUGUAUGCUAAUGCUAACGCUUUUACUAAACAUAUGCGCGAAAAACAUUUCGUUAAAGUUUACACAUGUCGUCAAUGUGAAGAGUUUUUCGAAACUCUCAGUCAGUUAUUUCUGCACGCUCGACGCAGUCAUGUUGAUCCUAAAAAGCCAAAACGAAAUCCGGCCAAUUUCAAAUUUCAUUGUGACCAGUGUAACUAUAUGACGAAUAAUGGUGGGACAAUGGAACAUCAUAAACGGGCACAUACAGGAGAAAAGCCUUUUGUUUGUGAUGUUUGCAAUAAACGUUUUGCUCAGAAAGCAAAUAUGAAAACUCAUCGAAAUCGACAUAUUCACCGGGACAAGAUAUUCCGUUGUGACACGUGUAAUAAAGCUUUUUCAUCUUAUGACAUUUACCUUGCUCAUCUUCGAACAAGAGAACAUGAACUUCGGGAACAUUUCGCUAUGAUGGCAUCUUCACAGUUGGCUUUAGAGUGUUUGGGUUGUGCAGUUACCUUCGAUAGCAUAUAUAACCUGAAUAAGCAUACAAGAAGCUGCCGUAUUGUUCGUACUCUACAAACUAAAUUUCGGUGUUUACCAUGUAAUGCCUAUGUCAGUGAUGUGGCAUCAUUGAAAGCUCAUGUAAAAGCCCACGAAGGCAGUCAAAUCAUAUCGUGCCCUGUAUGUGGUGAACGCGGAUUCCCAGGUUUCAAUCAACUAAAUCAUCAUAUUACAAGGGCUCACGCUUUGAAAGUUAAUCGUCGCCACGUUUGUCGUUAUUGUGAAUCCACUUUCGAGAUUAAGAAAGACCUAGAUAUGCACAUUCGAAGUAUGCACGCUGAAGAAAGAAACGCUCGUCAAUCGAGGGGAGCUGUUGGUCGCCUGAAAUGUCGAUAUAACCAUUGUGAAUUCACAACAAAUUCGAUAAUGUUGUUAGAUCGACAUCAUGAUCAGCACCGACGUCAGGAAGAAGAUGGGGAAGAUGUUGGACUUGAACUUCCUCCUGCUCGGUACUCAUACACAAAACGGAAAAAGCUAAAGUUGUCCAAGCGAAAUCGACUUGUUGAUGGAUACGAAGAUGAUGAGGAUGCAGAGACUGGUGAUGGCGAGGGAGAUGAUGACAUGGCUGACGAUGAGGAUGAUACUUAUGAUGAUGUUGGUGUAGAUGGUAGUAAGUCUAUUUUCUACAUGAUCAAUUUUUUUAUCCCUUAAUUAUUUUAUAUACAUUGUAUUAUUGAUGUGUAUCCAUAAUAACUGUUACCUUAAUGUUGUGUUCAAAUACGUCUGACAUUGUUUACUAUGAUCUGUUCGCUAAUAGCGAUACAAGUGAUAUAACUAUCCUUCAAAGGACAAGUAUAUUGCUUAGAAAUCCGUUACGUAUUCAAGAAUCCAAAAUAUGAUAUCUAGUAUUCAAUUGCACUUGUCUUUGAAGCUUAUCCUUCUAAUGGUGGGACUCACGGUUAGACUUACAGUCCAAGGUAAAAGUGGUAAAUUGGUUAAUGAAGUUGUAAGCCUUAAUCGACUUAGUCAAGUGUUACAAAUUUCUUAUUUCACCGGAAUGGUAGUUGGGCUUUUGAAUCACUCAAAUCUCAACUAGUGGGCGUCAGGCUCAAACAUUACCUACAUACUUCGAUUUUGAAAGCUAGGUAGUAUCAUAGGCUUCGCGUCUAAGUGUAAUCUAAAGCUAAACUAAACUAAACUUGGGUACAUAGGAAAUAUCAGUCAUAACAUGAUUUGGUCCUUCUUACUUACUAGCACAGAAGUAUAUUAGAGAACGUCAAACGUGGCUAGACGAAUACAUGGUAUCAAUCACUAGCUAUUAGCAGGGGCCGUUCAGAAGGAUGCAAAUGUUCUGACCACUCCCCUAUCAAACAACCGAAACAGUAGUUAGGGACUAAAGGAAUAUAACUUGAAGUCGAUCGAAAUUUUCAAUACUUUCUCUUGAGUCGGUGUCUUUUUCUUCCAUUCACUUGCUUAUUUUACUUUUACAAAUUAGUUCUGUAUUAUCAGCACUAUUGUUAAUUUUACUUUCUGUUAAUAUCCUAUCGGUUCUUUCAAAUGAGAUUUAAACACUUCAACCGAUAUAUGGUUUUGCACUAGGUCUGUCCAUAUGCUUUAUAUACUGACUUUUACCGGUAUUCCUUUACGAUCCAUCAAUCCAGGAAUAUUACAAUAUAAAAAUCCUGUUCAAAUGUAAGUUUGAAAGGCUAACUCCACAGCUUACAAUAUCUGUGUAUCCAAAAUGCUUUUUUUUUUGAAACCUACGUUAGUUUAGUCUCAGUCCGGUAACAUGAAUAACCCUCAAAUAAUGUACAUCAAAACCGAGUGGAUAAACUUGUACUUGGUAAAUAAUUUACAUUAAAUCCCGUUAGGUUUUUAUUUAUCAUCCAGUAACAUAAGAACCCCUACUGAUUAUAAGCAAUAAAAAUUUUGACAGCAUACUUUACUGAAUCUUUAUCUACAAUAUUCAUUUUAGUGUCUCUUGCAUAUUAUGCAUUUAUUCAAUUGUCAUAUGAUCUUUUUAGACGUUACUAGACGUACUAUUACUCUUAUAAAAUCCAAUAGUCGUAAAGUACAAGGCAAUGAAGAAUACACUUCAGGUAGUACAGGUGGUGUUGGUGUUUUAAACGAAAGCAAUACAACUAAUCGUCGUAUGUCUAGAGCACGUCGUCUUCCGGCUUGGUAUAAAGAUUACGAUACUGAUUUUGUUAUGCAUGAAGAAGGUGUAAUGGACAGGGAAGUAGUACAAGCUCAACUUCCACCAGGUAUAGAAUUAGAAGAUCCAUCUGCUGUAGAUAAAGAAGAUGUUCCAACAGAGGAGUGGAAUAUUGUUGUAUAUGAUGAUGAUGAUGACGAAGAUGAAGAUGAAGAUAGUCCUAUAGAUUAUGAAGAUGAAGAUAGUAAUGUCAUAAACGAUAGUAGUACCUGUGAUACUACUGGACUAUUAAAUGUACAUGCUUUUGCAUAAUUAAGAAAACCCCUCCAGUAUACAAUAUAUAUGUACAGGUUUGAAUUAAGUUCAUUAUCCAUCAGAAUAUGUGUACAGCUCUUUUAAUCAUAAAAUAUUUAAAUAUAUGUAUAAUAAAAGGUUUUAUAAUUUGACACUUUCUAGUUUUUUUAUGUCUUUUCUGUUAUUAUUUCAGAGUAUCUAUUUACUUCAUGUUUAUAUAUAUUUUCCUGUUACAGUUUCUUUGUUAUGACUGUUCGUUCUCAUUGUAUUUGGCACUUAGUUUUCUUUGCAUAGAAUAAGUAAAACUGUUAGAUGUUUAUCCUCCUAUAUUUUUCUUCUAUGAAUUCAUUCUCAGCUAAAAUUCAUCAGUCAUCAUAUAUUUCUCAUUAACUUGUGUAAUAUUUAUAUAUAUAUAUAUAGUG
Molecule: messenger RNA, 3822 nt
Organism: Schistosoma curassoni
Lineage: Eukaryota; Metazoa; Platyhelminthes; Trematoda; Strigeidida; Schistosomatidae
Source: the annotation of a GenBank genome assembly